This is a messenger RNA of Saccostrea echinata, 923 nucleotides long. RefSeq lists its product as uncharacterized. NCBI's taxonomy places the organism in Eukaryota, Metazoa, Mollusca, Bivalvia, Ostreida, Ostreidae. Bases 42 to 923 code for a protein of 293 amino acids. The transcript has 10 exons. The record is from RefSeq and is a predicted model, not a curated record.
CGGAGGCAAAACAUUGAAGUUGUUCAAGUAGUGAAACCAUUAUGGAACCCAAAUACAAGAAGAGUAAGGAAUAUUUUGGAAAUUUGGAUUUCGAUAGUGAUUGGAUAGACAAUGCCAGGUCUGAAUUCAAAGACGGUACAGAAUAUCUAGAAUGGUUGGAUCAACAACUUCCAUAUUUAGAGCGAUUUGAAUCCAGUGAUGCGGUUCAUUACUACUAUUUUCGGAGCUGGAGUAGACAGAGAUAUUUUCCCGAUAUGGAACCUUUACUUGAAAAAGAAUUUGAAGAGGACGAAGAUGUUAGUUUGACAGAUGACUACGUUGAUGGCACAGUCAAAAAAACUGAAAAGGUUCGGGAAAAUGGAACAAAGCCAGAAUUCAAAGACGGGAGACAACUCGUGGAAUGGCUCGAAAGAAAACUGCCAUAUCUGGAGCCAUUUGCCCCUGAAGAUGCAUUGCAUUACUACUUCAACAGGCAAUGGAGUCGGCAGAAAUUUGAACUUAAACUCGAUAUUUUAGUUGAGGAAGACAUGGAGAACAAGAAAGAAACUGCUGCCCAGUGCAAUCAGGGGGAUGGCGUAGGCUUUGAGGACAAAGAUGAUAGAAAUCCUUAUAUCAAAUUGAUGGCGAGCCCUUUAGUUCUGGAAGGAUUCAAUUUUAGGAAAUCUGAGCCACAUGGAAAUGGCGCCAAAAGGAAUACUACCAGGGAAAAGGAUACCUUUAUGAUGCAGUUUAGUACUGGAGGCGAUUCUCUGUUUGGUGAUAAAAUGUUGAGCAGUAUCAAAAUAGCAAAAAUACAAUCUAGGCUCCACCCACUUCUUCAGAAGAAUAAGAAGGGAAAGAGAGAUAAUUUCACAGAUGAGAAGAAAGGAAAGAAGAAAAGGACAAACAAGACAUUUUCAUUUAUUCUCCGUGUGUUUGGCUGA